UAUUCAUAUAUGAUAUAUCCACUUAUUUAUGCUCAAGCUCAGAUUACAUUUUUUUAAUGAUCAUUACAUGACAGGACAUAUUUGAAGCGUUCUAUUGUAUUUCAUCAUUAAAUAAUUUCAACAAAAAGUUUCAAAAUAUGUGGACAAAAAAUAGCGAUGGAAAUGUUUUGUGGAGUAUUCCGGCUAAAUUAACGUUGCUCCGACUAUUAAAGCGAAACCCAGAAGCAUUGAAUCCCACGAAACGUGUGAACCCGAAAAAAGCGGCCGCAUGGCAAAAAGUCUAUGAUGAUUUGGUAAAAGCUGGAAUGCCAAAAACGCUAACAGUCAUACGCGUGAAAAAAUGCUGGUCAAGACUUCAAAGUACGGCAAAAGCACAUUAUGAUGAACAACUAAGGCGUUAUAGCCGACAUGGAAAACUUGUUCCACUAUCAAAGGUAGAUGAUACUACAAUCAAUUUGUUGAACUCAAUCAACUCCAUUCCAAACCCGAAAAAGGAAGUGAAGAAGGAACCAAUUGACACUACGGAAGAUGUACUUGUCGAAGAAGUGGAAAAACCAAACGCGCGUCAACUGUUUUUGGCAGAACACAUGAAUCCGGUAGUCAUGCUCGAACGCAUUGGUAACGACAAUGUCACCAGAGGUACCCGAACAAACGAAUCUUUGGACGCAAAUAGUUUGUCGGCUGAAUACUGGACAUUGAUGAAGAAGAUUGCCGAGAAUGAACUGCAUCUCAAGCAAAUUCAAUGCAAAAAUGAAGAAGAACGCAUGAAAAUCGAACGUGAAAUUCAUCAAAAAAACAUGUUCGUCAUGGAUCUCAAAAUUCAAGUGCAACAAAUGCAAAUCGACGCAUUGCGAGGACAAAACGUUUUUUGAUUAACAAAAGGCCAUUGUGCUGUGAACGAAAUCUUGAUAUCAUAUUUUUGUCUAAUAAGCAGACAUAAUAUUGAUAUAUUUUCAGCCAGAUGAAUCAGCUCAGCCAGCUUACGCCAGGCGCUGAA
Molecule: messenger RNA, 997 nt
Organism: Contarinia nasturtii (swede midge)
Lineage: Eukaryota; Metazoa; Arthropoda; Insecta; Diptera; Cecidomyiidae
Exons: 2
Coding region: 138-872 (244 amino acids)
Source: RefSeq, a predicted model, not a curated record